AUGAAUCAAUCAGCUACAAUUCUAAAGCCUCUUUAUCGACUAGAAAAGAAUCGUUGCUGGCACUGGUCGGAGGUCGAACAAAGUGCUCUUGAACAAGCAAAGGCGGCUCUUACCUCCUCAUCUGUCCUAGUUCACGAUGACCCCGAAAAGCCUACCAUACUGAAAUUUGAUGCGUCUCCGUACGGCGUAGGUGAGGUUCUCAUGCAUCGAAUGCCUUCUGGUGCAGAUAUGCCGAUUGCCUUUGCAUCAAGAACCAUUUCACAGGCGGAAACCAACUAUUCGCAACUAGAUAAAGAGGCCUUAGCAAUAAUGUUUGGCCUACAUCGCUUCCACCUGUAUCUUUUUGGCCAACCCUUUGAGAUUCACACUGAUCACAAACCCCUCUUAGGUUUGCUGGGAGAAAAACGAGGGAUACAACAGAUGUCCUCGCCGAGAAUGCAACGAUGGGCACUCACUUUGCCUGCUUACACGUAUGCAAUGAAGUACAUUACAGGUAGUGCAAACGUAGUGGCUGACGCCUUGAGUAGGCUGCCUAUCGUGGACGAUGGCAUUAACGGGGUACCUGUUUUUGAGCCGGUGAAUCUUUUGAAGAACCUAGUCAACUCACCUGUAACCUGUCAACAAAUUCGACAGUGGACAUCGAGAGACCCUCUCCUAAGUCGGGUAAAAAGAGCCUUGCAAUCUGGCUGGCCGUCCUCUACCUCCUCUGAUUUUCAACCAUUCUUCAGCCGUCAGAUUGAGUUAAGUCUACAAGACGGAUGCAUACUAUGGGGCAAUCGUGUAGUUGUGCCACCACAAGGCCGAUGGGCCAUCCUCAGAGACCUGCAUGAUGCUCAUCCUGGUACAGUUAGAAUGAAAGCUCUCGCCCGCAGUUAUGUUUGGUGGCCCAAAAUUGACGCAGAUAUAGAAAACGUGGUGAAAGCAUGUCACGUGUGCCAAAUAACACAGAAGACCUUACCGAAGGUUCCUCUGAAGCCUUGGGCCUGGCCCGACUCGCCGUGGAAGAGGGUACACGUCGAUUAUUUUGGGCCAUUCCAAGGCCAUAUGGUUUUGGUGGUAGUUGACGCCCACACGAAAUUGAUAGAUGCGAUUCCGACAGGAAAUUCUUGUUCUUCACUCACUACAAUCAACAAUUUGCGAACCGUUUUUUGGGAUACCUGAAAUGGUCGUUUCAGACAAUGGUCCGGCCUUUAAUAGUGCAGAACUUAAAGAUUUCAUGGAGAAAAAUGGAAUUAGACAUUUAACUACUGCCCCGUACCACGCUGCUUCAAAUGGCCUCGCAGAGCGUGCAGUCCAGACAAUAAAGCACGGACUAGCCAGACAGACAGAAGCGGACUUGGCCACCAAGUUGUCACGCUUUCUAUUCAGCUAUCGCAUUACACCGAACGACUCAACCGGUGCUUCGCCUGCAGAAUUAAUGUUCAAGCGGCAGUUGCGCACACGACUCGACCUGCUUAACCCAUCAGCGCAGGAUAGAGUCAUUGCAAAACAGACGAAGAUGAAAGAACGAUAUGAUGUGAACACACGACCACGAGAGGUCGCGCCUAACGAGUGUCUACACGCGGCUGGAACACGAAACGAACUGGUGUCCAGCGGUAGUUCGAACAAGCGAGGGGCAAAUAGUGGAAUUAGAGUUAGAAGAUUUGAGAAUUGUGCGUCGACAUCUGGACCAAGUUCGAAGCCGAACGGACAUAGAAAGUAGAGAAUUCGGAAAGUUCGAACCGCCAGCAACCCUGGAUAGGGAUCCUAACAUCCCGAGGACUGAACCCCUACUGCCUGCACAGAGCACUACGCCACCGACCGAGGCGUAUGUUCCACCUCCUUCUACCUGGGCCAGCACUAGCUUAGGGGCAGAGGAGCCAGUGACUGCACAAAGCGGCGCAGAGGUAGAAAAUACCGCCCUGAGAAGGUCGACCCGAUUCCGCAAACCUGUCCAACGCUUUCAGGACGAAUCUUAUUAGAACAUUGUCUGACUAUCCACUAUUACCUUUACUGUUCCCCUCCCCUCAUGCUCUCCACUUUAGGGUGAAGGGAUGCAGCGUAUCCGGCUCGGGCCGUCAGGACAUCAUGCCACAAACGCGUGACAAGCGAACGAUCAAGGUCAUGGCCCCCUGUUCACACCUUUGUGCUGAUUGGCCACCCAUUAGCCAAUGAUAGUCCCCCUUGCCAUAUACCCGGCCGUUUCCACAAGCCUCCUCACUUGUGCUGUCUAUCGUAGUCAGUACACGUCCUAUUUCCAAUUACCCUUCUGUUUUGCAUAAAUAACAAGAAGUAUAUGCUGUAACCCUUAACCGCUAACCCCUAACCCUGACCCCUGACAGUACUGUGUUCAUCUGGUACGGAUACAUAACCCAGCUUCUGCUUCCCCGUGGUUGGGACUUUGGUAUCGCGCAGACAUAAAUGUCAGUUCUUCAAUUUCUUGAAAGAGUCACUGAAAGAUGUAAUUUAAGUUAUCGACCGCCGUCGUAGCUUUUUGUAAAAAUUUGUGUUAAACAGUACUGCAACGGGAUUUAAUCUAUUGUCUCUUUAUAAAAACAGACUUAAAGACUACGGUCCAUGCGUCAUAAUUCUGAUGUGUACUAUAGUUCAUUUGACUGAACACAACCGGACCUCGGCCUCGUGCUGCGUGUGGUUGGCUGCUACAUUACGUUCAAGGUCGUUCCCCAGACAUUCGUAAUGACGUCUUUCCGAGUUGGCGCUGCCUGGGCGUUCCCGGGCGAGUUUGGUGAGGGCGCACCGCAGUAUGCAUGCCGUGGCCCAACUCAUAAGCUCUCGCGAUUACUUGUACGUGCGCACCAAUUGCAGUCUGGUUCUCGGCCAAUGCCACCGCUGUCCAAACUUGCCAACCACCUUCGAGGCUGACUCAGACAUGACCUCCACUGGAGGCACUGGACGGCUGCCCCACUGUCUAACACUCGCAGACAACGCUACGGUGGCGUCGGACAUGCCCUCGUCCGACUGCCGACUCUUAUCAACCUCUGCUCUAGUUGUCCUGUACAGAAUUCAACAAGCUCCCAACAGUCGUCCCACUUUUUCUCUUCCUGUUCGGACGUGCGCUUGAUGAUUGUAGUUGUUAUGGUCUCUGGUAGCAAUGAGGUGGCUGACGCACUUUCCGUGCCCUCCAUCGCACAUCUCCAAGGUUCUCCCAGCAUCGACCUAGCUGAGAUGGCCGCUGAACAACGUCGUGUUGGUUAUCCCUGUGAUGAGGACGUUUCCGGACUCCAACUCUAGGAAUUGCCACGUACCACUGGCAAUGGCACCAUUCUAUGCGACGUCUCCAUCACUUCCCACCGUCCAUUUGUGCCGCCAUCCCUCCGCCGAAGUGUCUUCUCCUACCUAAACCACCUUUCUCACCCUGGGAGUCGUGCUACCGACAAACUGGUUACCGACCGCAUCGUCUGGCCUGGGAUGCACACGGACCUGAAGGCAUGGACAUGCGGGUCUCUCGGCUGUCAUCGAGGUAAGGUCCAGGUACACAACAAAGCUCCCAUCGACACCUUCCCCACUCCGGAUUCACGGUUCAGUCAUGUAUAUCUGGACAACGUAGGCCCCUUGCCCCUGUUCAGUGGCCGUCCCUAUCUCCUCACGUGCGUGGAUCGACUCACCCAGUGGUCCGAAAUGAUCCCUCUGCUGAUGUCGCUGCUACAACAGUCGUCAAGGCUUUCCUCAGUCGUUGGGUUGCCAUUUUUGGUGCCCGUGGACUAUCACGACUGACCGCGAUGGCUAAUCCAAAUCUCAUUUAUUCCAGUCUCUUCUCUCCUGUUUAGGCUCUAUUCACAUCCACACUACAGUUACUCAUCCGGAUGCCAAUGAGAGGGUUAAGCAGUUCAACCGCCAGCUGAAGGCCUCCCUACGCGCCGCAGACGAUCCAGAUAUCUGGACGGACCCCCUCCCCCUGAGCCUGUUGGGCAUCAGCUCAUCUCGCAGGUUGGAUCUUGACUGCUCCACCGCUCAACUGGUGUUCGGCGUCACCGUCCGACUUCCUGGUGAGAUGAUCUCGCCAACCCCGCGAGUUGCAAUCGAGGAUCCUGCCAACCUCCUCCACCGUCUCAGACAAUUCACGCGGACACCUCCCCCGGUUCCGCCCAGGCCAUCAGUCUCUAAACCCAAUUUCGGAUAA
Molecule: messenger RNA, 4120 nt
Organism: Spirometra erinaceieuropaei
Lineage: Eukaryota; Metazoa; Platyhelminthes; Cestoda; Diphyllobothriidea; Diphyllobothriidae
Source: the annotation of a GenBank genome assembly